AAGUGGUCCAUACAAAGUGUCAAAGAUGGCGGCACACAUGUCAAGGCGAAUGCUGCUUAAAUAAUAUCUGCAAUUAUCCUGUUUUCUCUAUGUUAUGAGUCGCUAAAGUGGAUAAUUAAGUAUAGACUGCACUUUAUUACUCAUAUAUGACCACAAAAGGAACGAGGAGAUGGCAGUUUGGGGUGAAUUAAGUCGAAACGUGCGGUUAUUACUAGGUCAAAUUCAAAGGUGCGGGCAGAGUGGGUCUGCAAUAAACCAAUAUCUGAAAUCAGUCCGUUGUAUGAGCCUGGCGGCGCCCCAGCUCCAGCCCACUGUAGAUGAUAAUGAAGCCGUGAACCCGACAUUUGUAAACAGAAACCCGCGGAACCUGGAGCAGAUGGCUCUAGCGGUGAAGGACAGGGGCUGGAGAACAACCUGGCCCUCCCAAAAGUUCUACCACAGGUUGGUUUUCUCUCGCUCCCAGCACCACGUAACAGCUGAGGUGUUUGCCAAUGGUGAUCCUGUCCCUGUGCUGUCGUGUUCCACCAAAGAGUGGGCCCUGAAGCGUGAGCUGGGUUCUACCCGUUGUGUGGCAGCCAGUCAGGCUGUGGGCGAGGUGCUGGCACAGAGGUGUCGUCAAGCUGGCAUAACUAGGAUGGUGUACAGACACAUCCCCUGGCAGUACCGCUCGGAUGCUGUUCAGUCCUACCGGACAGCAAUGAAAGAGGGAGGAGUCACCCUCAGUGAACCGCGGCAGAAAUUCAUCGGGAACUAAGUGCAAAGGCUCCUAAUAGCCUAUAAACAAAAUAUUCUCCCUUUGUUUGUGUUGACACAAAUGGCCCAUUUUCACACAAACAUUUUAUUUAUACAUCAGUGUGUAAUUCAAUAAAAAGGCAGACAAAUGAACAUGA
This is a messenger RNA of Coregonus clupeaformis (lake whitefish), 890 nucleotides long. RefSeq names its product 39S ribosomal protein L18, mitochondrial. Gene Ontology annotation, cellular component: mitochondrion; ribosome. The transcript is spliced from 4 exons. Lineage: Eukaryota; Metazoa; Chordata; Actinopteri; Salmoniformes; Salmonidae. Gene Ontology annotation, biological process: translation. The record is from RefSeq and is a predicted model, not a curated record. Bases 170 to 754 code for a protein of 194 amino acids. Gene Ontology annotation, molecular function: structural constituent of ribosome; 5S rRNA binding.